GUUUGUGUAUAUGAGAACAGUUUGUGUACACGUACUGUUACUGCUAAUUUUUUUUUUCUUUUACAUUAGAUUCAGUAUGAUUCCCUACUUUUAUGCAGUUGUGUUUUCACAAAGUUUUCAAUUGGAAACUAUUGACUAGUUGCAGAUGUGGCACGUAGAGUUUCAGACCAUCUGAAUGCAGGUUAUAAUCUCUAGUAUUUUCUAUGUUACUGUUUGCAGAGGCACUAACAUAGUUUUAAACAAACAAAAAAGGCCUAAUUUUUUAUUUUUCUUCGUUCAGGUUUAUGGUAGGUGUUGAGUGAUACUUAUUGUAAUUGAGCUUCCUGUUAAUAACACUCAUGAUUGUUUUGUUUUGUAGAGAAUUGGUGAGCAGAAAGCUUUCUUUUAAUGAAAUAUUUAGCACAUGUUGAGAAACAAGUCAGAAAACCCGGCCGAAAGCUAAUGUCAUCCAGAACGCCAACAGACAAUCCAGAGGUGCCAAUGGAAAAUACCCUUUUCCCUGAAGUUCCUGAUGUGGAAGGAAAGGUGAAGUCAAGUGACAGUCCAGUAGAGAGACGGGAGGCAGGCUCAGACAAAGAGGAGCACCCUGAGCCCAUGUCCAAAAGGCAGAGGAAGAAGUUACUGAAGCAGAAACAGUGGGAGGAACAAAAAGAUCUACGGAGGCAGAAACGAAAAGAGAAACGCCAGAAGAGAAAACUAGAACGUCAGUCAAAAUUGGAUUCCAGCAAUGAAGGGAAUGACAGAAAGUGCAUGCGCAGGGAAGUCGUUCCUAGCACGCUUCGCCUCAUUGUGGACUGCAGCUUUGAUGACCUGAUGGUGUUAAAGGAUGUCAAGAAGCUUCACAAGCAGAUUCAGAGAUGUUAUGCAGAAAACCGCAAGGCAUUUCAUCCCGUGCAGUUUUACUUGACCAGCCAUGGGGGACAGUUGAAGAGCAACAUGAAUGAAAACGACAAAGGAUGGGUGAACUGGAAGGACAUCCAAAUUAGAACAGAGCACUACAGUGAGCUAAUAAAGAAGGAAGACCUAGUAUAUCUUACCUCAGAUUCCCCAGAUGUUCUCAGAGAGCUUGAUGAGAAGAAGGCCUAUGUGAUUGGAGGACUGGUAGAUCACAAUCACCACAAGGGAAUAACUUACAAAAAAGCUGUAGAGCAGGGCAUUGGUCAUGCACAGCUCCCACUUGGAAACUUUGUCAAGAUGAACAGUCGGAAAGUGUUAGCCGUCAAUCAUGUGUUUGAGAUCAUCCUUGCAUACCUGGAGAAGAGAGACUGGAAGGAGGCCUUUUUCAGUGUCCUGCCACAGAGGAAAGGGGCUGUUCCUUUGGGAGAAGCCAAUGAUUCAUCCAAACAUGCUCUGUCUGGAAAAGAAGAUGAAGACAAUGACUCGGACAGUGACUAGGCUUCAGAAGGAGAUGAUGGGGAAGAUGAGACACACAGUUCGUGGGAUAAAUCUGGGACAUGAAGUAGUUACACUCCAAAGACCAUCUGCUGUCUUUGUAAUACUGAAUUCUCUCAGUGCUCGGCAGUUCCAUAGUUUGCCUAAAGCUGUUUGUGUACAUGAAGGGUAAAGUUAAAUGCAGUUUUUUACCCUGAAACUUCAAUAUUAAUAGCUUAAAAAGAAAAAGAAAAAAAUGGCAAAUGCAGCAUUUAUUUUUCCCAAGGAAGCUGUUUAAUUUAAUUUUUUAAUAUUAUUUUUUUAUACAUACUAAUUAGGGUGUAAUAGCCAGGGGCAUUAGUAGUUACUAUUUUAAUGUAUGCAUUCUUCUCCAUUUCUACCCUUAAGUUUUCUUAAAAGCAAUUAAUGACAAGCAUUCCCAUGACUCCAAAACCUGCACCACUAGUGCCUGUUGCAGAGUGUACAUGAACAGUCAAAACAAAAAAACAAACAUCCUAAUUUUCCUGAACUUCUCAACAGUCAGUCGCAGUCAGCUGAACUGCCCAGUGUGUAUAUUGUGCUUAAUUAGGUGGGGUCAGUAGAUGAAAUGUGAGUGUGGGGUUAAGGCAGUGCCUACACUUGAGCUUGAGUGGGAUGGGUGUCAGCACAGGCGCAAAUCAUGUGCCUUGGUUGGCACAUGUUGUGUGUUGAGUUGAGGUGGCACAAUGACCUUUAAUUGUUUCUUCAUCUUCUUAGCAAAAUUUAUCUCACAGCCUCAGAACAAUCCCAAGGAGGCAGGAACUCUUCCUUACGAGUCACUUACUCAGAUUCAGUAUUCCUGUUUAGUUACAUGAUCCUGUUUGUAUUUUAUUGUCCAUUAAAUAUUUUUCCUUUAAAAAAACAAGUCAUAAUCUUAGUCUUGGCUGGAUGUUCUGAUUCAGCUUACUUCUAACUGACUUAAAGGGCUUCUGCAGAGUAGUGAAGUGGAUACCUUGGAAGUGAGGCUUCACUUCAACCCCGUGAGCCUGCCCCAUCCCUUUUUUCUCCAGGGACUAGCCAAGUAGCUGCAGUGCCUGAAUAAGAACAGCUUUCACACUGGUUGGCUGAAGAGCACGAGGACAUGGCAUCCUAACUGUUCAUAUCUGCUGAGCGGGAAUCAGAGGGCUGAUUCAGUUAUGACUGGGCUUAAAUCCAUUUUUCUUCCUCUUUUGUGGUUACUGUGUUCAAGUGGAGACUAGAAACAGGAUCCCAAUGGUCUGUAAAGGGUUGGCAACCAACUGGUUAUGACUUACACACUUAGUGCACUUCUCUCCUUACUUUCUAAACAACUGGAGGAAAGUUUCUUCUGUUAAAAAUACGGAUUGUGGUUUGUUGCUGAAAUGCUGUGGGCAUUUUUUGGGGGCUUUAUAAAACCGUGAUUGCUUUGUUCCAGAAACGAGAUCAGCCUUUGCAGAAAAGCAUUGCCGUUUUUAUUUCUGUAGCAAAAAAGGCAGCCAAAGUAUACCCAGCAUGCAUUACACUGAUUUCCCGAUAGAAAUGUGUAAAGCAGUAAAAUUUGGAAGGAGUUAUACUUCUA
Molecule: messenger RNA, 2947 nt
Organism: Myiozetetes cayanensis
Lineage: Eukaryota; Metazoa; Chordata; Aves; Passeriformes; Tyrannidae
Gene: TRMT10A
Product: tRNA methyltransferase 10A
Exons: 7
Coding region: 388-1395 (335 amino acids)
Biological process (GO): tRNA N1-guanine methylation
Cellular component (GO): nucleoplasm; nucleus; cytosol
Molecular function (GO): tRNA binding
Source: RefSeq, a predicted model, not a curated record